AUGAAGGCCUUCUUUUGGAGACGUUUUAAUUUUUGGUUGACAGUGCCAUUAUCUAGUAGUAACAUACAUUGUGAAUUGCCUGUAUGUACUUCUAGUAGUAACUUUUGAAGUUGCACGCUUGUUAAUUUCCUCACAUGAUAUGCUUUUUUAGACCUUAGCGCUAAAUUCAAUUAAUCAGACCCUUAAACACAAUAACACUCAUCAUCAAAUUUAAAAGAAAAAAUUGUAGCAUGCAUCAACAACCUAGUUCAUGGGUUUUAUAGCAUACUUACUGGAAACACAUUUAUUAUCAUCUGCAAGCAACAAUCAUUUUUCCAUUAUAAAACUUCACCUAUUUAGUUAUCUAGUAUGUUUUAUAAAAACAUGAUCUUAUAUAAUUCCCCAUCAUUAUAUUUUGUAUUAUCAUGCCCAAUUAGUCACUUAUAUAUGUUUAUGUCAUGUUCCUCAUGCCAUUAGUCACUUAUAUCCACAAAAUUUGUAAAUUUUCAUGCCAUUUGAGUUGUGCUCCUUUAUAUGUUCAUGUCAUGUUCCUCAUGUUUUUAUUAUAAUAUCAAUAUCACCCGCAUGCAGAAAUGAUUGAGCAUAUUUAAUGACACGUAGACAUGAAUCUCAUAAUCUAGGCUCUUUAUCACACUGUGUUCGAACAUAGAUAAAUCAAAUACAUCAUAUGCAUGUAUUUUUGCACAAUUUUGGUCAUGCAGAUCGAUCAAAGGUCUUGAGAAACUUCUCAUUUGUUGAGAGUAUGAAAGAGUUUUAGAAAUUGUGGACUAAAUUGUAAUAUGGUAUUUUCUGUCGUAAUAUAAACAAAGAUCUCAUCUGGCUUAAUGCAAACCUCUUGACCACACCCUAUAUUAUAUCCUUUAAACAUUGUAUGGGGUACCUAAUUAUCGUUAGUUUAAGCCCCGAUACAAAUAUCUAGAUGCAUCAAUGUUCUGAAGACAUUAGACAUUCACUAGAGAAGGAAAUUUUUAUGAGAGGAAAUGUGAAUACUCUAUAAAUAGGGCUUUAAUACAAGCAAGCUUAUUAAUAUAAUAUGCUAACAUUAGAGCAUAAUAAUUGUAUUAUUGCAAUUAUUUAAAUUAGCAUGUCUUGAUGCUUUUACAAGAUAAUUCAUAUUGCAAGUUUGACGUAAAAGGAUUCGUUCAGCGCACAAUUCAAUUUUGUAUCAAGAUUAUGGUUAUAUUUUUAAAAAAUAAAAUUAAUGCUACAACCAUUCGGAUGUCAUACAGGAACUUCAAAGUUCUUAUUCUGACAAAUUUUUGGGGCCCGGGCUUCGACAUCAGACAGAUAGAGUCAGAAGGAAAACACGGGGGGAAGCACUGGAGGGGAGGGGUCCUUUUACCUCCAACCAGAUCCAUCGAUCACGGGAGGGGAGAGCCAUCCUCUUCUUCCUCCGCCAAAGUCGAGAACUUCGUCACGAUGGUUUCAUCUUCCCAAUGAGAACCUCUUCACUGUUCAUUCCGGGACCGAAAGUUGUGGCGCCCCCGGCACAUCCUGCCAGGCAGUGGAUACUUCACAAGGACGAGGGGACGCCACUGCGGGGGGGGGUGGGGGGGGUGGCCGACGGGGGCGUAAGCUUCUGUCUCGGCAUGAACGGUGCAGCUGGCUUCUCUUCGAAAUGCAGAGGGCUCUGGGGUUAUCUCUCCCGCUUAAACAACAGGCUGGUAUUAGCUUCAUGAUAGGAUCGGAUGGUUUCCUAUCUCUGCUUCCUUUUAAGAGCGAUUAGAGUCGGCUUCGAGAUAGGAGGAUAAUGGCUUCGAGAUGGGAUGAAGUGUGCCUCUAACCAGGGGAAGAAAUCACGGGCUAUGGACACGAGAGACAAAUUAUGAGGAAAGGAACCGAUAUCGAACUGAUCAGAAUCGGGAGGCGCUGCGUCCGCUAACGUAGUCUCGUCGGGAUUCGCUAAUUUAAAACAAAGUCUUUGCCUGAGGUUUCGAUUAUCCUUCCGGUAGAUAUCUAUGGGGAGCAAGUUUUCCCAAACAGUUUCGACCCAAGAACUGAUUUUUUGAAUCGAUUUUUUUAAUUAGAAUGCAAGGGGGCAAUCUACCUUCAGAGAGUUCAUUCUCCUAGAUAAGAUGAACAUGUAUAAAAUUGGCUUGUCUGAGCCUAGAGCUAUAAUUUGUUGUUGAUAUAGAUCUGAUCAGUUACUUGGGUCUUAGAAUUCUUAGGAAUAGCACGGUUAUCAGCCAUUCUGCACUUUAUAGUAGACUAGGAACAUUUUCGGAUAGAGUAGAGGAAGAAUUAUGUUCCAGUUAAUCAAGGGAGCAUCAUGGUUGAUGAGGCAUGUCCUGAUGACAUUAUUCGAAGCUUCUCAAUCUCUCUCUAUCUGUUUAUAGGAGCUUCCCUCUGGCUAUGUUUUGAUGCUACGCUCUCUAUCCAUCCAUUUCCCUCUCUUUCUAUGAGAUCCUCACUCUCUCUCAGACAGCUUCUCUCAAAGAGGCCCCUUGGAUUCCACAGCAGACAUCUUGCCAGGCGAUGUGCCGUCUGGAAAAACCUAGAGAGAAGGCAACUCAAAGUCCGUGA
Messenger RNA from Spirodela intermedia, 2523 nucleotides. Lineage: Eukaryota; Viridiplantae; Streptophyta; Magnoliopsida; Alismatales; Araceae. The record is from the annotation of a GenBank genome assembly.